AUGGGCUCGGAGAAGCCAAACUUUCUUUCCCAGCCCGUGGUGAAGAACAUUUUCAUGUACCGGAACGGCGACCCUUACUACGAUGCUCGCCGGAUAGUGAUCAACCAUAAGAGGGUGUCCAACUUUGAAACUUUGCUGAGAGAGGUGACCGGCGGGAUACAAGCCCCGUUUGGAGCGGUGAGAAACAUCUACACACCGAGAGGAGGGCACAAGGUGGACAGCUUGGAGAGCCUGCAGAGCGGGGAGCAGUACGUCGCUGCUGGGAGGGAGAGAUUUCGAAGACUUGAUUACCUACAGAUUGGCUCAAGAAGGAAGAGGAUGAUGCAGACUCUUCCAAUACAGGCCAAACCAACUCCACCGAAUCGUAUCGUUGUGUCAGCUCGAUUCCUUAAACCCAUCAAGGAGCCAUGUACAAUAUUUGUAGUAGCAAAUGGCGAUGUCUUGAACCCCGCCAUGAGGCUGUUGAUCCACCAGAGGAUACUCGGCCAGUUUGAAAGAGUUCUCGAGGUGAUCACAGAGAAGAUGGGCAUGAGAGUCCUGGGGGGUAUCCGAAGUCUCUACACUUACGAAGGCCACCAGGUGACUGAUGGGAAUCAGCUGGAGUGUGGUCAGCUGUAUGUGGCUGUGGGAAGAGAACGAUUUAAGAAGCUGCCUUACAGUGAUCUUCUCUUGACCAAACCCAGGGCGAUAAGGAGGGUCAAUGGAACAAAAGCUUACUCUCUACCACCGAUCUACAGGUUCUCCAAGCAAAAUGGAAAUGUAAGCAUUGCAUGUGCAUUUCCAUUGAAUGUAUCUGACUAUUUAUUUAGUUGUGUUUCUAAUUGAAAUAAACGAAUCAAAUGUUUUCAUAGCUGCACCUUUCAUAGCUUUUAUAACCCAACUGACAUAUAAAUAUUUAUCACAGCAUUCUUAAACAUUCACAGAAGAGAGGGAAGUAUUAGAUUUGCUGUAUGAUUUAGUUUUCCUUCAAAUGUUAAAACUCAGCCUAGUUCAAGGAUGUGUAUUUUUCGGCCUUGUUGUUUGAAUGCUUACUGAAGACAUUUAUUAUGUAUCCAUCCUUUAAUAUUUAUAAUACAAUUAACUUCAAAGGUUAAACGAGCAUUCAUGCCAGGGAAUGGAUGACACAAACAGAUAAUGCUUGAACAGCGUAUUCGGUACAUUUCUAGUCCAUGUACUUUUAUUUCUAGUCAUUUUUUUCAAGUUUCUCCUCAGCUUAACUCGACUUGUUUGUUUCUCCAGAGUAAGACUGUGGUGCGAUGCAGUAAUAGUGGAGGUGAAGGGUCCAAGAUUUCUCUUCCGGGCCUCAACGGCAGCAGCAAGGAUCAUCUGUCCUCCAUCGUGAGAGAGAUUUCCCAGGCCAGACUCAUGUCCCUCAGGAAGAGGAGGAGUGAACAGAGCGAGACCCUCGGCAUCGCUGACAAUGAUGACCCUGAAUCAAAGGAUGAUGAUGUAAACGCUGAGGACAAGACCUCCCAAGACCAGCCAGCUGAUGAGAAACCUGCAGACGAUGAUGACGAAGCAAAGGCCGCAGAGCAGAAUGGUGAAAAGGAAGAACAGAGAGAGAAGGAGGAGGAGGUUGAAAACACCACCGAAGAAGACACUUCUGCUAUCAAAGAAGAAAGGAAGGAA
Molecule: messenger RNA, 1629 nt
Organism: Notothenia coriiceps (black rockcod)
Lineage: Eukaryota; Metazoa; Chordata; Actinopteri; Perciformes; Nototheniidae
Product: doublecortin domain-containing protein 2
Exons: 8
Coding region: 1-825 (274 amino acids)
Biological process (GO): cilium assembly; regulation of cilium assembly; dendrite morphogenesis
Cellular component (GO): microtubule; kinocilium; microtubule organizing center
Source: RefSeq, a predicted model, not a curated record